ACUUCUCACUGAGGAGGAGGCGUGCACACAGCUUCUCUCUGUGCUCUUCCCUCGGCCAUAAAAAGAGGCUGGACUUCAGGACACGGGGAAAGGGAAAGGAAAACAUUCAUUUGACAGGAUGAGCCACACUUAUCCAAACCUAAACAUGGCGACGAUAGGAGAUUUCGACCCUCUCAACGCGUCCAUUCCUGCCACUAAAGUUGAAAUCACAGUGUCCUGCAGAAACCUGCUGGACAUGGACACUUUCUCCAAAUCAGACCCAUUAUGUGUUCUCUACACACAAGGGCUUGGCAACAAGGAGUGGAGAGAGUUUGGGAGGACGGAGGUGAUUGACAACACGCUAAACCCAGACUUUGUGGUGAAAUUUAUUUUGGACUACUUCUUUGAAGAGCGACAGAACCUCCGGUUUGACUUGUAUGAUGUUGAUUCAAAUAGUGCCAACCUUUCCAAACAUGAUUUUCUGGGCCAGGCCUACUGUACUCUUGGAGAGGUGGUUGGAUCACUGGGCAGUUGCCUAGAAAAGCCACUUGGAGGCAUUCAAGGGAAGAAAUGCGGGACCAUUAUUGUGAGAGCCGAGGAGCUUAACAACUGCAGGGAAUCAGUGAUGAUGCAGUUCUGUGGAAACAAGCUGGACAAAAAAGAUUUCUUUGGCAAGUCUGACCCCUUCAUGGUUUUCUACAGGAGUAAUGAGGACAGCACGUUUACCAUCUGCCACAAGACAGAGGUGAUAAAGAACACAUUGAAUCCGGUUUGGCAGGCCUUCAAGAUUCCUGUUCGGGCUCUUUGUAACGGUGAUUACGACAGAGCAAUCAGGGUUGAAGUAUAUGACUGGGACAGAGACGGCAGUCAUGAUUUUAUUGGGGAGUUCAGCACCAGCUACAGAGAACUAUCCAGAGGACAGAGCCAGUUCAACGUCUAUGAGGUGAUAAAUCCAAAGAAGAAAGGGAAGAAGAAAAAAUACCUCAACUCUGGAACGGUGACGUUGCUGUCAUUCCUGGUGGACGUGGAUGUCACCUUCCUGGACUACAUCAAAGGAGGGACCCAGCUUAACUUCACCGUGGCCAUCGAUUUCACAGCUUCAAAUGGUAACCCUGCCCAGCCCACCUCACUCCACUACAUGAAUCCCUACCAGCUGAAUGCCUACACCAUGGCCCUAAAGGCUGUAGGGGAAAUCAUCCAGGACUACGACAGUGAUAAGAUGUUUCCAGCGCUUGGCUUUGGAGCCAAGCUACCACCAGAUGGGCGGAUCUCCCAUGAGUUUCCCUUGAAUGGGAACCCUCAGAACCCUUACUGUGCAGGUAUUGAAGGAGUGGUGGAAGCCUACUACCAGAGUCUGAAGUCAGUUCAGCUCUAUGGACCCACUAACUUUUCCCCAGUCGUUAACCAUGUGGCCAGGUAUGCAGCGUCAGUGAAAGAUGGCUCCCAGUAUUUCGUGCUUCUCAUCAUCACAGAUGGUGUCAUCUCAGACAUGGCCCAAGCCAAGGAGUCUAUUGUCAAUGCCGCCUGUCUGCCAAUGUCCAUCAUCAUAGUGGGGGUCGGGCCAGCCGAGUUCGAUGCAAUGGUUGAGUUAGACGGUGAUGAAGUCAGAAUCUCGUCCAGAGGAAGACAGGCUGAAAGAGACAUUGUGCAGUUCGUCCCAUUCAGGGACUACAUCGACCGAUCAGGAAACCACAUCCUGAGCAUGGAACGGCUUGCAAAAGACGUCUUGGCCGAGAUUCCUGACCAGUUCCUGUCCUACAUGAAGACCCGUGGGAUCAAGCCAUUGCCAGCACCGCCUCCCUACACGCCGGCAGGCCUACCCGUACAAACGCAGAUAUGAGGAUCCGAGGGGGGCAAGAGGUGUGAGAGUCCAGGGUUAGCUUAACUUAACAUAGAAAAUACUUCCAUUUUCCCAAAGCUGCUCAACAAGCCUUCUCACCAAGUAUCAGGGGGGUCUAUCUUCUGUUAAGAAGGCUGCAUGUCAUGACAGAGAGUGACAGCAUUUGAGGGCAGGAAAAGUCCAAUGAGUCUGUUUACUUCCAGUCAUGUUCCUGUCUCAAUUUUUUGGCCUUGAAAACCUAGGUGGGCUUUGGAGCUUUUAAAAGGCCUGAUUUUUAAUAUGGAAGAAAAGAAGCUAAACGACAAAAGAAAGGAGGAAAAAAGAGAUGAAGGACAGCUAUGAGGAAAAACUGUAAAGAGAAUGUCUGGAGACAAAGUGAAGGAAUCACUUGAUCUGAAAUGAAUACUUUAUUUUCUGUAAAUACCUGAACUUCUAUAACUUCUGUCUUUUUCUCUAUCUUUAUCUAUCUAUCUCUUUGCAGCUCACUCAUGUUUACAGAUAACAAUAACAAGUAUUUUUACUGUUGAUACUUUUUAUAUCCACAUACGUUUCAAAUGAAGCUUGGAAUAUCUCUCUCUCUUUCUCUCCCUCUCUCUCUCUCUCUCUCUCUCUCUCUCUCUCUCUCUCUCUCUCUCUCUAUCUCUCUCUCCUGGCAAGUGUGUCAGCUAGCAGUGCAGGUCCUGGUAGCCCUUCUGUACCGUACCGUACUGUACCGUACUGUAUACUAGUGUUUGUAUUGACCUUCUGCAUGAGUGUAGCCUCAGUCAAGUGCAUGCAAACAGUGGCCCUGCACUACCUCCAACACCCAUCAGUGUGUGUGCGUCUCAAUCCGUGGGGGAUGAAUUAAUUUCUGCCUGUACCCACAUUUGUGACCUCACCCUGUCUAUCUGCACUGCUCUCAGGCCUGAGGAGUCUGCCUAUCCAUCUCCUGGCUACAGUCUCUCUUCUUCACAAUCACUUUCUAUCUCUCUUGUUCACUCUAGUUUAUUUUUGUUUCCCAAUCGAUCAGUCAACCAAUCAAUCAAUCAAUAUUUAUAUCAGCAGGACUAGACCAUACUCUAUGUUAAAUUAUUAACAGAGACCCAACAUCAAGACAGGGUAAGAUCUAGUCCCCUCUUACUGACAGGACUUGAUCAUAUCUCAUCUUAAUCCACCAUGAGCAUUGCACCUCACAGUAUUUAGCUAGUUACAGCAGCAAGGACAAACUUCCUUUAACUUUAGGCAGAAACUUUGAGCAGGACCAGACUCAUGCUAGACACACAUCUGCCUCGACUGAGUGGUGAGUGAUGAUAGUGAUGAGAAGGUUAGUAGUAGCAGUAGCUGUUGCCACUGGAGUCCGGCACGUCUGUGACAGGCAGAAACCUGGAGCAGAACCAGACUCAUGUUAGACAGCCAUGACCUUGAGAUGAUCAGAAGAGAUCUCUCUGAUAACAGCGAAUGAUUAUUUCUUGAUUGAGUUGACAUAAUUGACUUAAUCAACAGAUGGAAUUUACUUCAUGGAAGUUACUGAUGAAUCAUUUACUAUUAAACCUUCUUUCUUACUACUGCACACCAGGGACAAUCGAGUACCAAGUUUAGCUUUCAACUUUGAUUUUUUUUUACAUCCAAAACUUGUAGCUAUAACUCUGCCUCCGACAAUAUUUAUCUAUAUUACCUAAUAACAGAUUAGACAUGCAAACACUCAAGACUAAGGUGGUGUACAUAUUUUUUUUCAAACUUAAACUAAUCCUGCUACACAUCCAUUGUUAGCAUACUGGCCAUAGUGUUUAGCUCACACAGUAGCAUUGCUGUGCCAAUGUACAGCCUCCAAGAGCUGCCAGUAUGGUUCAAAGUUUUGUUAUGAUCAAGAUGAAACAUGACGCAUUCAUCAUCUGAGAACAAAUAGCUUGUUAUUUAGCAAAGAUUAUAAAGUUUUAAAUUUGCAAAUUUGUUUUCCAGUUUAUGUAGCAUUUAGUUGACUUCUGAAUGGGAUCAAAGCUUCUCUCUCUCUCUCUCUCUCUCUCUCUCUCUCUCUCUCUCUCUCUCUCUCUCUCUCUCUCUCUCGCCACUUGUCACUGUCUCUCUCUCUUGCUC
Molecule: messenger RNA, 3892 nt
Organism: Notolabrus celidotus (New Zealand spotty)
Lineage: Eukaryota; Metazoa; Chordata; Actinopteri; Labriformes; Labridae
Product: copine-8
Exons: 20
Coding region: 119-1819 (566 amino acids)
Biological process (GO): cellular response to calcium ion
Cellular component (GO): plasma membrane
Molecular function (GO): calcium-dependent phospholipid binding
Source: RefSeq, a predicted model, not a curated record